Molecule: messenger RNA, 3905 nt
Organism: Papilio xuthus (Asian swallowtail)
Lineage: Eukaryota; Metazoa; Arthropoda; Insecta; Lepidoptera; Papilionidae
Gene: IntS6
Product: integrator complex subunit 6
Exons: 16
Coding region: 243-3284 (1013 amino acids)
Biological process (GO): snRNA 3'-end processing
Cellular component (GO): integrator complex
Source: RefSeq, a predicted model, not a curated record
GCUAGCCCACGAUCUUUGCCGAACGUUUUUCCAUUGGAGACCGAGAAUAACCGAACGUAUGAUUAGGUCACGUGGUACUUUUGGAGUCUUCGUGGCGUAGCUUGUUCAGCUGCUCGUCGAAGCGGCUGUCGGACGGUCGCCUCUCAGCGAGUCUGCGUACAAUGUAGCGGCCAUUUUUGUUCUUAGUUCAUAAUAGCGUGCGCAUAUUUUAAUGUAUUUAGAUAUUUAGGAAAUUUUUCACGAUGACUAUAAUAGUCUUUUUAAUAGAUACAUCAGCUUCUAUGAACCAAAGAGCUUAUUUGGGCGGACGCCCAACGUUGCUCGAUGUAGCCAAGGGCGCUGUGGAAACGUUCGUAAAGGUUCGUCAACGAUCUCCUGAAAGCAGAGGCGAUAGGUAUAUGCUUCUAACUUUCGAAGAGCCACCCGCGAACAUCAAGGCAGGUUGGAAGGAGAAUUUAGCAACCUUUAUUAAUGAAUUAAAGAAUUUACAAUGCCUUGGCUUGACCACCAUGGGUGCUGCAUUAAAACAUGCAUUUGAUGUCCUAAACAUAAACCGCAUGCAAACUGGUAUUGACACAUAUGGACAAGGUAGAUGUCCAUUUUACCUUGAGCCUUCAGUAAUAGUUGUUAUUACUGAUGGAGGAAAACUUUCUAGCAAUGCUGGUAUUCAUGAGGAAUUUAAUCUGCCGAUGAACUGUCCAAUACCUGGAUCUGAACUGACUCGAGAACCAUUCCGAUGGGACCAACGACUGUUCUCUUUGGUGCUAAGGUUGUCUGGAACACCAGCGGUCGAGAGAGACACUGGCUUGGUGCCCUCUGACUCAUCACCUAUUGAUGCUAUGUGUGAAGUUACUGGUGGACGAUCAUAUUGCAUCACCUCUCACCGCAUGCUUAUGCAGUGCAUCGACAGUUUAGUGCAGAAGGUACAAAGUGGUGUGGUGAUUAAUUUUGAGAAGAUUGGUCCCGAUCCACCACCCAUUGAUGGCACCAACAAUAGAGAUGGCACAGAACAAACUGACGAUCUUACACAUGAAGUAGAUAAAGACAUUGAAGGUGAAGCCGAAAGAAAUGGGCGAUGGAACGGCGGCCCGUACCAGUCUACGAUUACACCGAACCAGAGCUCCGGGGCUCCGCAGGCUUGGCAUUCCUGUCGCCGGCUCAUAUAUGUACCCAGGACAGUGUCGCAGAAGGGCUUCGCUGUCGGCUUCUGGCCUAUACCCGAGUCGUUUCGACCUGAUCCCAAUGCUACCUCAUUGCCCCCGCGGUCCGCACAUCCCGUGGUCAAGUUCACGUGUUCCAGUCAGGAGCCCAUGGUGAUUGACAACUUGCCCUUUGACAAAUACGAACUGGAACCGAGCCCACUGACACAGUUCAUACUAGCGAGGAAACAACCGACUAUUUGCUGGCAGGUUUUCGUCGCAAACAGCGGCUGCAAAAACUCUGAGGUGAAUCACCCGUUUGGUUACCUCAAGGCGUCAACAAAUCUGACGUGCGUCAAUUUGUUUGUGUUGCCGUACAACUAUCCCGUUCUGCUGCCGCUGCUCGAUGAUCUGUUCAAAGUGCACAGAUGCAAACCUACCGCCGAAUGGAAGAUGGCUUUUCAACAGUAUUUGGACAGAAUGCCUUCAUACUAUGUUGUGCCACUUCGAAGGGCGUUAACGAAAAUGGGGGCAUCAGCGCCGUUGGUACAAAGUCUCAUACCGGAUACUCAAGACAAUUCCCUCAGUUUUUCUGUCUUAAAUUACUUGAAGAGAAUGAAAAAUCAAGCUAAAAUGGAGUUUGAGAAACUCUGUGCUGACGUCAUCAAUAAAGCCUCUAAUGGGAAUAAUCAAAAGGUGACGGAGAGCGUACGCGUAAUGCCACGAUCGCCGCUGAAGAAGGACCUGACAUCGCACCCGUCCCUGCAGGACAAGUUCAGCGCGCUGCGCGACCAGCUGAACGAGUUCGGGGGCUUCGUGGUGGGACUGUCGCGCGGCCGGCACAAGGCGCAGGCCCACACCUACAGGAACCCAUUCGAUAUACAACGCAGAGAUCUCUUGGACCAGGUGGUGCGCAUGCGCGCCAACUUCCUACAACCUUCGCUGGCGCAUACGCGGCUGGUGGACGAGGACAGCGCGCAUUCGAUGCCGGUGGCGCAGAUGGGCAACUACCAGGAGUAUCUGAAGCGUAUGACUCCGCAGCUGCGCGAGAUCGAGUCGCAGCCCGUUAGACAACACAUGUUCGGCAACCCAUUCAAAAUCGAUAAGCGCAUGAUGGUUGACGAAGCAGACAUAGACCCGAUGGGCGCGGUGCGUGGUGCCGGCGGUGGCGGUGCCGGGGGAAAACGUGGCGCGGAGUCACCCCGAGCGGUGCCGCCCAAGCGCAAAGCGGGCCCGCUGCCGCAGCACGUGGUGGCGCGACGCCCCUCUUCGCCCGCACCGCCCCCCACCUCUCCGCCUCCCGCCUCACCGCACCCCGCCAUUCCCUAUGCCCUCACGCUUCCCCUGCCCCCGCCCUUCGCGUCGCCCCCGCCUGCUGCGCCGCUGUCGCCAGUCACCACGCGCCGCCCCGCCUCCCCUCUGGCGCCUGUGCCCUCCGACCUACCAUCGGGACGCCCACCCGAAGAGCCGCCCAAUAUGGACACGGGAGGACCCACCAUCACAUUGCCAGUUCCGCCUUCACCGCCUGCUACGCCUACCAAUUUACCGCCUGUAGUCAAACCAUUCCUCAAUGGAGAUGCGUACACAACAAUGGGCAGCAAGAUGCCUCGGUCGCCAUCUCCGCCGCCUGAGCCAACGAGUGCAGGCGGAGCUAGCGGCGCGAGCGCGCCGAGCCCCGCCUUCAGUUCCCUCGUGCCCAUAGUGACGCACGACUCGCAGGAGCUGCAGAUAAAUGCUAUACUGCAAGGCAUCGCCGCCGAGAACGAGUCCAACUUGCGUUCAAAGAAACGUAAACGAAAGACGGAAAAGCCGGCCGUGCAGUUUCUGCUGCCGCCGCAGCCGUCGCGCAAGGAGCUAGCGGAUAUAAAGAAGCACAAUCUCAACGUUCGUUCCGAAGUGUACCGCGCUGUGCGGAGACCUGGAAGAGAUUUUACGAAGUUAUUCGAAUAUUUGAAAGACUUAAAGGGUAGCGUGGACGUAAAGAAAGAGGUGAUACGUGACGUCAUCAGCGAGUCCCUGCGGUUUAAGAGGAAGGGGCUCGCGAAACUUCUAGAAGACUUCUUGGUGAGCCUCGAGAGAAACGGCAAUAGCGCCUCUGUCGGUAUGAAGCGGCUGAACUCUGCGUACAGCGCCGGACACAGCUAAUGUACUCGAGCGUGUACAGUGCCGGACAAAGCUAAAGCAAUCGAGCGUGGACGGCGCCGGACACAGCUAGUGCGCUCUAGCGUGUAUGGCGUCAGACACAGCUAGUGCACUGACGUGUUUGCAGCGCCGGACACAACAAUUGCCCUCAAGUGUGUACAGCGCCGGACACAGUAAGUGCACUCGAGUGUGUACAUCGCCGGACACAUCAAGUGUGUACAGUGCGGGCACCGCUAAUGUACUCGAGUGUGUACAGCACCGGACACUGCUAGUGCACUCGAGUGUGUACAGCGCCGGAUUCAGCAAGUGCAUUCAAGUGAACAUUUCAUAGACUAAUCAUAGUUAUACAUGCAAUACUAUUUUUUUUAAGUAACUGAAUCGUCUGCUCUGGUCAAUGUAACAGUAGAUUUUAUGUAAGCAUUUCUUGAGCAUUGUUAUUUGUAUUUAUUUAAUAUCGUCAACAUUUGUUGCACUCCCUUUUAAAAGAGCUUUUUAAUUAAUUCAACAAAGCGGUAAAUAAUUUGUACAUUCCAUAUCUUGUAGGCGAAAAACUUUAGCCAUAUUUAGUCAAAUAAGUUACAACAGGAAAGUAUAACUAAAGUUUUUAGUAUAAAAUCACAAUAA